Puccinia triticina is the source of this 1530-nucleotide messenger RNA. RefSeq lists its product as uncharacterized. The transcript has 5 exons. Lineage: Eukaryota; Fungi; Basidiomycota; Pucciniomycetes; Pucciniales; Pucciniaceae. The coding region runs from base 1 to 1530 and encodes 509 amino acids. The record is from RefSeq and is a predicted model, not a curated record.
AUGGAUUCUAGCCAAUCACAGGUUUCAGUUGGAUUUGAACGGGGCUCCGAUUACAAAGACACCUCCAGCCUCAACUCGCAAGCACUCCACUUCUUGCAGAAACAGCAUUCUUCGGCGAUUACAAAGGUCGUUGACUUUGAUCUACUGGCAGUCUUUCUAAUGCAGGGAUUUGAUGCUGGACAUCACAUCUGCAAGAUCAUCGGAAUGGUUGAGGGGGCUUUUACUGAGGCCACCCCACCUCAAAACAUGCUGAUGUAUCAAAUUGUUAAUGCAGCAAAAUUGGUUAAAACUCGGAUUCAGACGUACCAGGACCAAUUGAAGACUAACCCCAGCACCAGAAAACCUUUUUGCCUCCGCUUUCCAACAUAUGAAUUGGUUCUACAGCAUUCCAGCAAACUCGAAAAGAUGUGCGAAGUGUUGCCAACCGACGUCAUGGUUGUGCUGAUUGAUGAGGGUGGUAUUUGUGUUGGAGUUGGACUUCCACCAAAGCCUCCAUCUGACAAGACCGGCCAUAUGCCCUGUGAUGUGCGGGCCAUAAAGACGCUGGAUACGUUUGUAUCCAAAAAUGUUGUUAAAAUCAAAGAAGAUGAGGCUGUCCGCAUUGGUCCAAACGAAAACACUGCUCCACAUCCGCAAUCACCCUUUCCACUCUCAUCCAACCCAAAAGGCCUUGUCCGUUCUGCAAAGGGGGCCAAGGAUUCAAUGUGCUCUUAUCAAACAUAUGGAUUUGGCUUAGGCAGUCCACUCUCAGCCGGAGCUGCCGACAAGAAGAUUCCAUGUUCAACUCACCAAAUCAAGACUGAAGAGUUGCAGGGCCAUGGUGAAGAAUGGAAGUCUGAACCCGAACCUCACCUUCCGGAACCAAUGCGGUCUGAAACUGGUGCAACCCUUUGUGGCUUAGUUGAGCUUCGAUAUGAUACUGUAUUUUAUUCAAAGCUUUCGUAUUGGAUAAAUCGAAUCUUCCUACCCGAAUCAUCUGCCGUUGCCGAACGUGCCAUUGAAUUUUUAUCCAAAAAUCGAUCCUCGGCUGUCAAAGAAGCAAUUGAACAAGAAAACAACCGAAUUGUUGCUUCUCGAACUGUCUCAGUGAAUGUGCAGCCUUACACCCACCACGACAUUAAUAAUGCCCUCUUAAUGGACAGCGUAUUCUUUUUCGGGAAUCAUCUUGGUGGGGAGUUUAUUCUCCCAUCGCUUGGGGUGGCAUACUGUGGAUUGCAUGGAUACUCAUUCCAUGGACCGUUUGGUAUCCUUUUGCAUGGUGUGGCACAAUAUUACUUCUUGGAAGAAGUCAAGGAACCUAGGCGCUUUUCUCUGGCUAUGUGGAGCAGGGCUACGACUUUUUCAGCUAUUGCUCGAGGGGCUGCGUACAAAGCCGGUAAUCAAAUUUUUAGUGAUCCGGCAUACUGGCUACCCCUUUAUCCGGAAUACUCAUUGGAAAAAGUUUGUGAUUUGUUCAAAGAAGAAUGUAAAAUUGAUAAGAAAAUUAGGAAGAUAGAAUCAAUCAAAAACAAGCAAAUGAUUCCUGUUUAG